AUGGUUCAAAAUAUUUGGGUUGCAGCUGCUGAUAAUGAUUUAGAAACAGUUAAAAAGUACAUUGAAAGUGAUAAAUUCAGUGCAAAUUCCAAAGAUCCAAAUGGAUAUACUCCAAUACAUGCAGCAGUUUCAUAUGGUCAUAUAGAUUUAUUAAAAUAUCUAAUAUCACAAAAUGGUGAUAUAAAUAUUCAAGAUGCUGAAGGAGAUUCUCCAUUACAUCAUGUUGAAGAUGUUUCUAUUGCUAAAUUAUUAGUUGAAGAUUUCAAAGCUGAUUGGAAAUUAAAAAAUAAUGAAGGUCAAAUACCGGCAGAUUAUAUUGAAGAAGAUGAUGAAUUCCCAGAAGUUGUACAAUAUCUUAGAUCUUUAAGUCAUGAAAAUAUAGGCUCUAGUAAUACCAAUGAAAAUAAUGAUUCUGGGAACAUAUUGGAUUCAUUACCAAGACCAGAUCAAGUUGAAGGUCAUGAAAUUAGUUAUAAAUAUCAAAAUGAAGAUAUUGAAUUAACAAUUAAUGAUGAACAAAGAGAAAAAUUAAGAGAAAUUGCAGAAAGUGAAAAUCCUGAAGAAAAAUUAGCUGAAUUUGUUAAAGAAUCUGUUCAUAAUCAAUUUUUCAAUAAUGAUAAAGAUCAAGAUUCACCAGUUUCUAAAAAAAGAAGAGAUUAA
Molecule: messenger RNA, 660 nt
Organism: Hansenula ciferrii
Lineage: Eukaryota; Fungi; Ascomycota; Saccharomycetes; Phaffomycetales; Wickerhamomycetaceae
Gene: ANK2
Exons: 1
Coding region: 1-660 (219 amino acids)
Molecular function (GO): protein binding
Source: RefSeq, a predicted model, not a curated record